Polistes dominula (European paper wasp) is the source of this 3313-nucleotide messenger RNA. Its product is annotated as 43 kDa receptor-associated protein of the synapse homolog. Gene Ontology annotation, molecular function: acetylcholine receptor binding; protein-membrane adaptor activity. Gene Ontology annotation, biological process: synaptic transmission, cholinergic; positive regulation of neuromuscular synaptic transmission. The record is from RefSeq and is a predicted model, not a curated record. NCBI's taxonomy places the organism in Eukaryota, Metazoa, Arthropoda, Insecta, Hymenoptera, Vespidae. Gene Ontology annotation, cellular component: neuromuscular junction; plasma membrane.
ACAGAUGAUUCAACGAUGCAACGAUGCACUUCAUCCAAUUCAUCCAAUUCUAAUGAACUUCACGACAUCAUUCGACCAACAACGAAGGAAGACGAACAUUUUGAAAUCAUCGCAAAACUUCUCAGUGGAUCGGCGAGUCAUCAAUUAUCGGCGACCGCUUUAUUGGGUAGCCCUGAUGGUUCGAGACAUCCUCUCGAUGUUUGCGAAUUCGCGGAAGAGGAUUAUCGUCAUCAAAAUGGUAGUGGGAAUGGUCAUUAUCAACAUAACAGGCCGGGUACUGGUUUAUGGGAGUGUCUUGUAGGAUGCAGGUGGCGAUUGGAUCAACAAUUAGCUCGUCGAAGGGUAGAGCAAGGAUUGAAAUUGUAUCGUGCACACAAACAACAAGCAGCCGUAAGAAAAUGGAGAGGUGCAUUGAAAAGUAUUCGUCAACGGGAGGACAAAUUUGCCCUUUUGGGUUACCUGUAUCAAGCCUAUAUGGAUUGGGGAAAGUACAGAGACAGCAUCGACUUUGGUCACAGACAACUAUGCAUCUCCGAAGAAUUGGAUUCACCUAACAUGCGAGCAGAAGCUUAUUUGAACUUGGCCAGAGCCCAUGAGAGAUUAGGUGCAUUGGACAGAGCUUUGGAAUACGCUAGACACAGCUUGUAUAACGAGUGCGAUCAGUGUGCCACUGCUGGAUUAGUUCACUUAACCGUAGGCAGAGUCCACUUAGAACUAGCAGGAUUCACUAAAGCCUUGGAGGCCUUUCAAAGAGCUCACAAAAUCGCCCACUCCAUUCAAGAUCCUUCCUUAGAGUUACAGGUAUACGUCGGAUUGUCGGAACUGUUCUGCAGAUUACAGGAUACAGAAAAAAGUGCAAGAUACGCUGCAAGAGCAUACGAUCUCUCGCGAAGUUUACAACUUGGCGAUUUGAAUUCGCGACAUCACAGAGCUGCCUUGUUACAAAUGGCAGCAGCAUUGAGGAAAAAGGGUGAAUUGGGUGACGCUCAUGACUAUUGUUCGGAAGCAACACGACUGUCGCUGGUUUCAGGCGACCAAGCUAGCUACGCUAGAAGUAUACGAAUAAUGGGUGACAUUUAUCGAAAGAAAUCUCAUAUAAAUAAGGCGUUUCGCCAGUACGAAAGUGCCAUGGGAUCUGCCGCAGCUACCGGUGAUCGGCUUUGCCAAAUGGAAGCGAUGGAUGGGGUUGCUAGAUGUUUCGAGGCUCUCAGGCUGCAACACGAGAUAUGCAACUGUCGACCCCUUGAAUUCAAUACUCGGCUUCUCGAAGUAGCUGGAUCCGUCGGUGCUAAGCUCUUAGUGAGGACCGUAAGAUCGAGACUCUCGCGGAUUUAUGGUUCCUUGGGGGACGAAGAACAAAAAGGACAUCACGAGAGACUAGCCGCUGCUAUGGAGGAAGAUUUAGAAUUACGUUGCGGUGGUUGCAACGAACCGUACGGCUUGGAAGCAGAUUCCCUUGAGGCAUUACCUUGUUCUCACAUAUUACACGCAAGGUGCGCGUACGACAUACUCAAAAGACGCGACAAAAAAAAGAAACGUCUCUGUCCGGAUUGUCACAAAUCUGUCAGCUCACGACUGUACCUGCAUUGCGAAGAUCCACACGGCAUGACUACCUUAAAUCAUAGUUCCUUGAGUCUGGCAUCAUUGAGGGCCAGCAGCCUAGCGACAUUGGAGGAUUGUCACGCUACGAGUAGCGUCUAAAGAAAAAUAGAAAAAUAAUUUGACGCAAUUGUAUUCGUUUCGAUCAUGCUAAUACUCAUAUAUAUAGAUACGUGGGUACCACGAUCUUGCGACAAUUAAUCGUAAACGAACUAAGAAAACGAAAUAAAAUGAAGAACAAACUAACAAACUAACAAAUAAAAAAAAUAAAAAAAAAAAUAGGAAAAAUAAAAAAAAAAAAAAAUAAAAACAUCCUCGAAAGUUCGAGAGAGGCUCAUGAAAACGAGAACGGCGUAGGGAAAGGGGAAAAAAAAAGUAGUAUUGAUGAAUUGGCAAUAAAAAGAACGAUACGAAUAUCGAUUGCUAUUGUGAAUAUUAUUCUCUUCUUCGUCUUCUUCUUCUUCCUUGAUUAUUAUUAUCGAUAGCUGAUGUACAAAAUAAAAUUCAAUCCGUGGUAAAGAAUGUUGUUUCGUGUUUUAAGUAUAUCAAUUUUUGUAAUACAAUCAGCGGCGCGUUAUCCUAUGAGAACAAAAAAGAAAUACGAUUGUUUCAAGGCCAGCAAAAGUUAUAAAAUCAUUUUUAUAGUAAAAGAAAAUAUUAAGGAAAAUUAAAUUACACAUUCCCAUAUAAGGGAACCAUAGAUUACCAGAUGUCGACAAAAUUCUUAGUUAACUUUAUGCAUGGGUUGUUAAAGUUUAUCAAUGAUGAAACACCAUUAACGCACCGUUGAAUACAAAAAUACAAUACAUUAAUUUCGUAGCUGCGUAUUAUUACGUAUUAUACUUGCAUAUGUGUAUGUAUUCGUUAUGUGUAUGUGUAACUUCCUAAUCUAUAUUUCUAACGUACCAUUUUUCCAUUAUUAUCCUUAAUUUUGUUUUUGUCUUUUUUAUUUCCCAUGUGUUUCAUUUGUAAUUUAGAAUUGUAAGAAUAAUUCGUUGGUUAAAAAAAAAAAACAAACACAGGAAAAAAUAUUCACUCGUGUAAAUGUUAUUGACGUUGAUGAUAAGAUGUUGAGGAAGAUAACGCCAAUAAUUCUCGUUGAGAGUCCUUCCAAAAUCGAAAGACUAUUAUUUUUAACCCGUCCCUACAUACAUUCCGAAGAAUGAAAUUCUACGAGACUAGAUUUUUAAUAGAAAUACCAAGCGGAUUGCAUACGCACUAAAAAAAAAAAAAAAAAAAAAAAUAACUUAAUAUACAUAUAUUUAUAUUUAUAUACAUUAUAUAUACAGAGGUGUCUUGUAACUGGACACCCUGUAUAGAAAUUAGAAAUAUAUUAUAUAUGUAUAUUACGUAUAUGUUAUAUAUAUAUAUGUAUGCACAUUAUUUCUAUACGUAUAUAUAUAUAAUAUUUAAAUAAAUAAAUAAACAAAAAAGAACAAACAAAAAUUGUUGAAUCUUAUAAAGAAAUGCUAUAUAAACUUUAAUUAACACAAACUGUUGAUUAUAAAUCUUGGAUUAGUGACGUGUGGGCAAUGAUUAAAUAACAUUUAUGCGAAUCUAUCCGUAUUGAUCUUAAAAAAAGGAAAAAAAAUUACAAAAAAAAAAAACACAAAAAAAAAAAAGAAAGAAAUAAUAUGGUGAUCGUUAGACCUCGACAAAUGGAAGAUUAAAUAUUACGAUUUAUCGUUUGACAAUCUUCUUCGUGAAUUAAAAC